GGCAAUUCUGCUACUCGUACGGAGUACAUUUCUUGGUGAGACAGCUUCAAUUCGCAGCUAAGUUAGCGCACGAGACCUUUGUGAUCCCUUACAUUCCUUCCCGUUGCUCGGAGUCUGACGCCGUCUUUCUUUUCGAUAGAUGAAGCCACCUAUACGUUCACUUUGGCGGGUUUCUCAUCUUCAGAUUCCUCGAACAUCUGUCAUUCGGCCAGACUGCAGACGGUCCAUUCAAACUCUAUCGACGUCAGCGGGUAGUCGUUCAAUUACUGCCUCGUUCCUUUACUCAAGGCUCUCCCGCACCUCCUCGACUGCAGCAUUUAAGCGCCCGACUUUGAGUCUUGUACAACCAAGGAUUCCCAAGAUGUGCCGGUUCAUGUCUGAUAAUCCCGGUGCUGCCAAUACUCAAGGCCGAAUCGUACUUCCCACGGAUGUCGUCCCCAAACACUACGAUGUCACCCUUGAAGUCGACUUUGACAAGUUCACCUUCGAAGGAACAGCCAUAAUAGACCUCGAUGUGGCGAAAGACACCAACUCGAUCUCCUUGAACACAGUGGAACUCGAGAUCCACUCCACGUCCGUUCACGCAGAUGGCGCCCUUGUCACUUCCUCCCCAACUCUGUCCUACGAUGCCGAUACGCAAACGACGACCAUUGAGCUGGGCAAGUCAUUGAGCAAGGGGCAGAAGGUCCAAUUGAAGCAUACAUACACUGGACAGUUGAAUGACAAGAUGGCCGGGUUCUACAGGUCGAAGAGAAGAGACGGGAAGUAUCUCGCUGUCACUCAGUUUGAGGCUACAGAUGCUCGACGGGCCUUGCCAUGCUUUGACGAGCCGGCACUAAAGGCCGAAUUCACCGUCACCUUGAUUGCUGACGAGGAUAAGACUUGCCUGUCAAAUAUGGAUGUCGCUAAGACUGAGACUGUGGACUCCAAGAUCACUGGUGGGAAGAGGAAGGCUGUCAAGUUCAACCGUUCCCCACGGAUGUCCACGUAUCUUUUGGCUUUCAUUAUUGCAGAGCUCAAGUCGAUAUCGACCGACAAAUUCAGACUACCUAUCAAAGUAUGGAUGACCCCAGAACAGAACGAGGAGGAUGGGAAAUUCGCACUCGACGUAGCCGCCAAAACACUUGCAUUCUACGAAAAGGCAUUUCAAGCGCCAUACCCUCUGCCAAAGAUGGACAUGGUGGCGAUCCCCGACUUUGCUGCAGGUGCGAUGGAAAACUGGGGUUUGGUCACAUAUCGAGUUGUCGAUCUCCUGUUCGAUCAGAAAUCCGCUGGUGCAGCCACCAAGGAACGAGUGGCGGAGGUCGUUCAACACGAAUUGGCUCAUCAAUGGUUCGGCAAUCUCGUCACCAUGGAUUUCUGGGAUGGUCUGUGGCUCAACGAGGGCUUUGCCACUUGGAUGAGCUGGUAUAGUUGCAAUGAAUUCUACCCAGAAUGGAAAGUCUGGGAGACCUUUGUGAUUGACACCUUGCAAGGGGCACUCGGUCUCGAUGGACUGCGCAGCUCUCACCCUAUCGAGGUCCCUGUACACCGAGCGGAAGACAUCAACCAGAUCUUCGAUGCCAUCUCCUAUUCCAAAGGUUCUUCUGUGUUGCGAAUGAUUUCCAAGUAUCUUGGUGAAGAGACCUUCAUUGAGGGAAUCAGGAAAUAUAUCAAGAAGCACGCUUGGGGAAACACCCAAACAGGCGACUUGUGGGCUGCGCUCGGUGACGCAAGUGGCAAGGAUGUUGCACAUGUCAUGGACAUCUGGACUAAGAAUAUUGGCUACCCUGUUGUCGCAGUGACUGAGAACGAAAAGGAUUCCAGUAUCACCGUCAAGCAGAACCGCUUCUUGAGGACUGGCGACGUCAAGUCGGAGGAGGAUAAAGUCCUGUAUCCGGUGAUGCUCAGCCUCAGGACGAAAGACGGUGUGGAUGAAAGCCUGCUGCUUACAGAGCGUGAGCAAACAUUCAAGCUGAAAGACGGCUUGGACUUUUACAAGUUGAACGCCGAUCAUUCUGCAUUCUACAGGACCAGCUACACCCCGGAACGACUGACGAAGCUGGGCGAGGCUGCUCAAAAGGGUCUUUUGUCGGUUGAAGACCGUGCCGGUAUGAUUGCCGAUGCCGGUGCUCUGGCGGCAAGUGGCUACGGCAAGACGUCGGGUAUUUUGAGCCUGCUACAAUCUUUCAGUACCGAAACACAAUUUGUAGUCUGGAACGAGAUUUUGACGCGUAUCAACGCCGUACGGAACACCUGGAUCUUCGAAGACGAGUCGACCAAGGAUGCUCUCAAGGCUUUCCAACUGAACCUGUGCUCUGCCAAAGCACAUGAACUCGGCUGGGAGUUUUCAGAGGACGAAGACCACAUUAUGAGCCAAUUCAAGAGCUUGAUGUUUGGCUCUGCUGGACUUGCUGGAGACAAGAAAAUCCAAUCCGCAGCAAAAGAGAUGUUCAGCAAAUUCACGGCCGGGGACUAUGCCGCCAUACAUCCCAACUUGCGAGCGUCCGUCUUUGCCAUGGUGUUGCGUGACGGUGGAGAGAAAGAGUGGGACGCCAUACUCGCUCGAUACCACUCCGCACCAACCUCUGACGAGAAGAACACCUGCUUAAGGUCACUUGGCCGGGCCAAGAGUCCCGAGCUGAUCCAGAAGACUCUGAAGCUGGCGCUGAGCGGAGAAGUCAAGACGCAAGACAUCUACAUGCCCAUUGGUGGGCUUGGAACCACGUCAGGAGGCGUCGAGAAACGAUGGGAGUGGAUGACCAGCAACUGGGAUGAGCUUGUGGAGAAACUACCACCCAGCAUGACCAUGCUCAGUAGCGUGGUCAGCAUUUGCGCAGCAGGAUUCACCAGCGAGAAGCAGCUGAGCAAGGUCGAGCAAUUCUUCGCGGACAAGGAUAAGAAGGGUUACGACAGAAGUCUGCAACAGAGCAUGGACAGCAUCAAGGCCAAGGCAAACUGGCUAGAACGUGAUGGAGAGGAUGUGCUUGGGUGGUUGAAAGAGAACGGCUACCUGGAGAAGGGAAAGCUGUAGAGAUGUAUCAAGUAGUAGCCUGGAGACGAUACCAGUAAGAAAACACCAUCGUCUACAAAGACCACUGUUAGAAGUAGUUAUGAUGGCAAAAGGGUGGUCUGAUUUGAAGAUGGAAUCCUCCAGUGGCUCGAUUCGGAUCACAGCUGCCGGUGAGAUUGACGUUGCGGGAUGACACUGCUCCGCCAAUCACCAUCCCUUCGUACCUGCAGUUUAUCUCCC
Molecule: messenger RNA, 3232 nt
Organism: Exophiala viscosa
Lineage: Eukaryota; Fungi; Ascomycota; Eurotiomycetes; Chaetothyriales; Herpotrichiellaceae
Product: aminopeptidase
Exons: 1
Coding region: 140-3013 (957 amino acids)
Biological process (GO): proteolysis; peptide catabolic process
Cellular component (GO): cytoplasm
Molecular function (GO): metalloaminopeptidase activity; zinc ion binding; peptide binding
Source: RefSeq, a predicted model, not a curated record